This is a messenger RNA of Cydia splendana, 3522 nucleotides long. RefSeq names its product cell growth-regulating nucleolar protein. The transcript is spliced from 3 exons. Gene Ontology annotation, cellular component: nucleolus. Gene Ontology annotation, biological process: negative regulation of transcription by RNA polymerase II; rRNA processing. The record is from RefSeq and is a predicted model, not a curated record. Bases 203 to 1447 code for a protein of 414 amino acids. Gene Ontology annotation, molecular function: DNA binding. Lineage: Eukaryota; Metazoa; Arthropoda; Insecta; Lepidoptera; Tortricidae.
UCAUUCACCGGUUGACAGAAUACUUGUUGGUUUUUGCGUAAAAUUAUAGAAAACAUCUUUUAUUUUAUCCGGUUCGUUUCUUUUUCUUUCUUUUCAAAUUGGAAAUAUUUUAAAUAAAUAAACACAUAUACUUGAUACACUCUUCGAGGUUAAAGAACGAGGAUUUGCGUUUGGAAUAGCACGUGGGACAGAGAUUGGAGACAUGGUCGUGUUUACGUGUGGCCAUUGCGGCGAGUCCGUGAACAAGCCUAAAGUUGAGAAACAUUAUAUGACCAAAUGUAGAAAUAGGCCCCACAACUUAUCAUGCAUGGACUGUUUCAAGGACUUUCUAGGUAAUGACUACGAGGCUCAUACUAAAUGUGUAACCGAAGAAGAACGCUACUCAGGAAAAGGUUUUGUUGCUAAGGAAAAGAAAGGAGAAAAGAAGCAAAAUGUAUGGGUUGAAAUGCUUCAAGAGGUUUUGGAACAGCAAAAGAGUGCUCCGGCCAAUGUUAGAAGGAUAAUCGAGACUGUCAGCAAACAUAAUAACACUCCUAGGAAAAAACCCAAAUUCAUCAACUUUGUCAAAAAUGUCUGCGGACAGAAAACUAAUCCAAACGAUAUUAACCAAGCAUGGGAUAUGAUCUCCGUUAAACUGAGCGAGUUAUCAGCAAUGAAUGCUAGGCCCAAUCAAAAUCAACAAAAUAAGAAUUCUGAAGAUGAUGGAAGCAACGAGAAAACAGAAAAUGGGGUUACGGAAAAUGGUAAAACUGAGGAUCAUGAGGAAAAUGGUGAUGUUGGAGCUCAAAAUGGAGAAGAAGAGAAAGUUGGAGAAACUGAGGAAAAGCAUGGUAAGAAAUCUAAAAAGCAGCGUAAAGAAGAGAAAAAGCGUCAGAAGUAUGAAGCAGAAUUGCAGAGCGCAGCGCAGGAGCCUGGAGAGGAAGAGGAAGAACUGCAGCCCACAAAGAAAGAAAAAAAGAAGAAAAACAGAGCUGAAUCCGUUAGCAACGGUGACGCUGACGAACUUAAAGAAGAAGAUAACAAAAAUAAAAAACGUAAAAGACAAGAUACCGUCGGCGCAGUUCAGGAGGUCAAAGAUGCUGCUGAAAACGGGGUCAACGAAGCUGAAAUGCCCGUUAGCAGGGUUGACAAGAAAAAGAAGAAAACGAAGAGCACUGGAGAAUCCGAAGAGGCUGAAGAAAGUAUCUGUCUGCAUGACCAGAAUGUAGCAAAGAUUGGCGAAUUAGAUAUCCGUAAAGAUAAAUUCAAUUGGCAUGCUGUUAUAAUGUCUGUGCUUGAAAAGAAAGGAGAGAUGCAGUUCAAAAGACUUCAGAAGAAGAUUCUCGGCGAAUAUCAGGAGGCAACGGGGCAAGAGAUUGAUGAUAGAAUUGCAGAUAAGUUCAUUAAGAAAUUGAAAAGCGCACCCAAUGUUAGGGUGGACAAGAAUAGAGUGGUUCUCGUGGACUAGAAUUCUGUAUUAAACUUCUGGGUACAGGCAGCAGCAGAAGUUGCUAAGCGGGCGAGGUGUUCAAAAUGACCUUGACGCGCUACUUAUUCUCUUAACAAUAAAGUCGCGUCAAGGUCAUUUUUAACACUUGGCCCGCAUAGCAACUUCUGCUGCUGACUACGUAUUGGGUAAGGUUGCCUAAAUUAUUGUCUACUGCUAAUUUUAUGGAACUGUAAGACGACAUGUAUUUUAGAUUUGUGUUGUGUUUGUGUGAGUUUAUUUCAAUAUACUCAAAAUAAUCUACCCAAAUAAAAGUCAACCUACUGAAAUAAAGUUUAAUUCAUAUUAGGUUCCAUUACAGUCCAUAGAAUUAGCAACUUUACUUAAGGUGGUAUUCCAUCUGUUCAAUAUCUUUAGGGUUGCCAUAAUUAGUCGGAACUGAUAAGGGACAGUGGGUAUUCUAGAGCAGGGGCCACCGAGGGGCGGGAGGGGGGUGUAUCUGGUUGCUGCUGUUUGGAGCUAGGUAUAUAGAAAACAACCAUGAUGCAGGAACAAAUAUCUGUAUCACCAUACAAAUAAUUGCCCUUACCUGGAUUCGAAACCGGGAUCAUCGGUUUCAUACUCUUCAUAGGCAGGCUCACUAUCCAUUAGGCCAGACCGGUCGACAAAAUACGGGACAAAACGGGACCAGUAAAAAUACGGGACGUGAUACUUAAAUACGGUGACAGUCCCGUAUAUACGGGACGUUUGGCAACCCUAAAUAUCUUGGUCCAAUGUCAUUGCGUCUCACUCUCUCAUUAAGCAAAAUGUGAGACAAAAUACACAUUGGACAAAGAAAUUGGACAGGUAGAAUACCACCCUUAGAAGUAUCAUCAAAAAUUCCGUCAGAAUUAGAUAAAGUAAAUUGUGUUAAACUAUAUUCAUUUGUAUGAGAUUACCGCGUCUUGGCAUAAAUCGUGUAUACUUUUAUGAAAUUUCGCGGGUCCACACAGUGGCUCUGUGUCGACUGUCGAUCUGCCACUUUCACUCGGAAAAUCUGAGUAAAACGGCGAAAUGCUGUCAUUGAAAUACGAGCGAUAGAAAUUGAGAAUGUGAGGUAAUGAAUAUCGAAUUCUAUUAAAGUUAAACCAAGAAAAGUCUGCAGUGAUUUUGAUAGCCCACGCAGUGCAAGUGUUAUUAUUUUUUACGUCAUAAUUUCAUAUAAGUUUGACUUUAAAAAAAAACGUGUUUUGUACUUAACUAUGAAUGUGUGAGUUUGGCGAAACUGGUUUUCAUACUAAAAAGCUGUCAUUUCAUAUCCACUAGUUUAUUAAUUCGUGAAAAAAACACUUGCAUUGCGUGGGCUAGCAAAAUCGCUGCAGACUUUUCUUGGUCUAACUCUAGUAAAAUUUAAAUACCUAGUAGUGGAAAUAUUAUUAAAGGGAGGACACGAAAUCGAAUGAUCGAAAUUCAAAAAUUGGCUCCCUGAUUUUUGAAAAACGACGAGAAUGAACGAGAUACUACGGUUCUCCUUAUUAUGAUAUUGAAAAAAAAAAUAGCUAAUCAGAGUUUUUUUGUUUCAAACUAUCAUGUUACCUACUCUAUCUAAUGGGUGGUAUUCCACCUGUCUAACUUCUUUGUCCAAUGUGUAUUUUGUCUCACAUUUUGCUUAACCUUUUGGACGCCAAUGACCGAUAUAUCUGCACCGCAAGUCCAACGCCUUGGACGCCAAUGACCGAUAUAUCCGCACCGCAGGUCCAACGCCAAAGACGGAUUAAUCGGUCACAGACCACAGAGCAACAUAUGCAUAUGCAUAAAGUUCAAUUUCAGUUUUGACACUUCGGUGACGUGGCGUCCGAGUAACAGCUUUUGUGUUUGACACGGCGUCGAAAAGGUUAAUGAGGGAGUGAGACGCAAUGACAUAGGACCAAGAUAUUCGACAGAUGGAAUACCAUCCUAAGUCCCUUCAAAAAUUUCGGCGGCCUUAUUCAGUACCUUGCCAUUUUACUUAAUCAUGCCUCUGAUACUUCCAGUUUUAUAUGUAUUUCAUAAUUAACGUACCUACUCUUAGAGAUUGUCCUGUAAAACAGACUGCCAAUAAACAUGUGUCACCUUUA